This is a messenger RNA of Seriola dumerili (greater amberjack), 1501 nucleotides long. RefSeq names its product leucine-rich repeat, immunoglobulin-like domain and transmembrane domain-containing protein 3 (gene lrit3b). Lineage: Eukaryota; Metazoa; Chordata; Actinopteri; Carangiformes; Carangidae. Gene Ontology annotation, molecular function: protein binding. The record is from RefSeq and is a predicted model, not a curated record. The transcript is spliced from 6 exons. Bases 1 to 1413 code for a protein of 470 amino acids.
AUGUAUCUGCUGGUCCUGGUUCACAUCUUGCAGUCCUCUCUGUUGGCGGUCCACUCCUGUCCAUCUCUGUGCGCCUGCUCGUAUGGGAACAGUGGAACAGCAGAGCUCAGGUCAGUGCAGUGCAGUGACCCUGGAAUCUCAGUUGUUCCCAUUAAUGUACCAGCCGACACAGUCAAACUGCGUCUGGAGAAGACCUUGAUCUCCAGGGUGCCCCGGGCAGCCUUCUACAACCUGUCAGAGCUACGGUUCUUGUGGCUGGUCUACAACUCCAUCACAUCCAUCCACCCCAGCAGCUUUGUCAACCUGAAGGCCCUGCGGGAGCUGCGUCUUGAUGGGAACUUCCUGACGUCCUUCCCCUGGGAGGGGCUAAGGGACAUGCCCCAGCUCCAAACUCUGGGUCUCCACAACAAUCGCCUGUCCAGCCUUCCCGCCCACGCCGCGCUCUUCCUCCCUAACAUCACCUACCUCGACCUGUCCAGCAACAGGUUGACUAUCCUACCUGCCGAGCUGCUGGACCUGUGGUUUCCUCUCCCAGGACAACACGGGGGGCCAACACAGAGACGGAUUUUGGGUCUCCAUGACAACCCUUGGUUGUGUGACUGCCAGAUCUCCAUGGUGAUGUCCUUGUCCAUGUCCCUGUGGAGUCCUGUGGUUCUCAUGGACCAGUUGCUGAUGUGCAGCAGGUCUCUGGGUCAGUCGGGGGUGCUGCUGACCCAGGCCCAACUGUCCCGCUGCAUGAGGCCCUCAGUUCAGCCCGCAGCCACCAGAGUCGUCUCUCCACUGGGCAGCAACGUCAUCCUCCGCUGUGACGCCACCGGCUACCCAACACCAACCCUGACCUGGAUCAAGACCUCAGCCUAUGCUGAUUGUUGCCAGCAGAACAUGAUUGAGAGCUCUGAACAGCUGCCCAGGAAUUUAGAGAGCUUUAUGCAGGAGUCUCCUCGGGUCGGGGUCCGCUGGUCGAUCAUCAGCCUAAACGGGUUGUCGUACAAGGACGCUGGAGAAUAUCGGUGCCAGGCGCGGAACAUGGGAGGAAUAUCUGAAGCCCUGAUCAGACUGAGGGUGGUGGGUGUCACAAGACUGUCCCGUCCUCCAAAGAAGAAGUCCCAGAAGACCCCACCAAAACCGUCACUAAAAUACAGGAGGCCAAACCAGAAUCCAGCCACUAUCAACACCCCCUCGAUGAAGGAGAACCAGAUACCCCUAAACAUCACACCACCUUCCUUUAACAAGACCCAGACCGCCCCUGAUCCUGGGUCCAGAGUGUUCCCUGCAGACGAGUACAAAGUGAACCCCCAAGAUACGAAGAAGAAGACCCAGACGUCCAUUAAGUCUACACCUGAGUCCUCAGACAACACGACAAGUGCUCUUCUGUCAGAAACACAGAGAUAUAAAGAAGAGCAGGAUCGGUGACAUGUCUGUGAACCUCUAGUUUUAGUGUUCUGUUCUGUAGAAUAACUCAGGUUGUUGACGAGCUGUCCUGUUGGUCAAAAUAAAAAGU